AUGCACUUGGAGAUUCGGAUUGUGCAACACUGUGGCGAUUAUGUACGCAAGUCUGAGAAGACCCUGCGCCAGCCCGCGGUCAUCAUCGACAACGGGUCUGGCCACGUCAAGGCAGGAGUUGCCGACGAAGAAGUACCGCGAUGCGUUUUUCCUGCUGUUGUGGGCAAACCGAAGCAUGCGGCCAUGAUGCCAGGCAGCGACAAAAAAGACUUUUAUGUUGGCGAGGAAGCUAUGGGUAAACGAGGCGUGCUGUGCUUAUCUUAUCCAAUUGAGCACGGCAUCGUGAAAGAUUGGUCGGAGAUGGAGAAGGUAUGGCAUCACACCUUUUUCGAUGCAUUGCGCAUCAAUCCGGAAGAUCAGGCCUGCGUUGUUAGCGAGGCACCAAUGAAUCCCAAAAAGAAUCGAGAAAGGAUGGUCGAGAUGCUGUUCGAAAAGUUUAGUUGUCCAGCAGCGUACAUCGUUAUCCAGGCCGUGAUGUCCUUAUACUCCAGUGGCCGUACAACGGGGACCGUAGUCGACUCUGGCGACGGCGUGACCCACACCGUGCCAGUUUACGAAGGCUUUGCACUGCCUCAUGCCAUUCAGCGGUUAGACCUCGCUGGAAGGGAUCUCUCCGAAUACAUGAUCAAGAUCCUUCACGACAGUGGCCACAAUAUGACGUCUUCAUCUGAGAAAGACAUUGUCCGAGAGAUGAAGGAGACCACGUGCUAUGUUUGCAAAGGUGACUGGAAGACUGAGAUGCAGUCCGCCAAGGAACAUCCGACAGAAUUUGAGAAGAUCUACAGCCUUCCAGAUGGCCAGAAGGUGGCCCUGGGCUCUGAGCGCUUUCGGGUCCCAGAGGUUAUGUUUGAUCCUAUGAUCGCAGGACGAGAGCUCCCAGGGCUGCAUCAAUCCAUCUAUCGCUGCAUCCAGGACUGCGACAUAGAUCUUCGAAAAGAUCUUCUGAAGAACAUUGUCCUGAGUGGAGGAAACACGAUGUUCCCUGGAAUCGCUGAGCGACUGGAGAGCGAGCUGAAGGCUUUGGCCCCGCAGAAAAUCAACGUCAAGGUAAUAGCCAAUCCACAGAGAAGGUACCUUGUUUGGAUGGGUGCCUCCAUUCUAACCCGGCUCUCGAGUUUUCAGAAUCUGUUGAUAACGAAAGCAGAGUAUGAUUCGGUGGGGCCAGCCAUUGUUCACAGCAAAUGCAUCAGCGUCGUCUUCUUCACUUGCGCCAGGCUGUGGUCAGGCGGAAUGUUCCGCACGAAGCGACGAAACUGCGAGGCAGAGUCUAUCUCCGCGCUGCGAGAAGCCAUCGUGUCUGAAAGCUUAGAGCUGAUUGCCCUUCAGGCUGUGGUGGCCGGCGGAGGAAAGCUGGCGCGGCCUUCAACAAAGCUUCAACAGGGUGUCGACUGGAACCCUGACAUGGAACAGUCCCUUGUGAAGAUUCUGGAAAGACGUGCUCAACAGCGCCGAAAUUGGUUUCGGAAGCAGCGGGAGUUCUUGCUGCAGGACCUGCGCUGGGAAGAUUGGUCUACCAACUGA
This is a messenger RNA of Symbiodinium necroappetens, 1521 nucleotides long. The record is from the annotation of a GenBank genome assembly. Lineage: Eukaryota; Dinophyceae; Suessiales; Symbiodiniaceae.